AUGGAUGACCACUCCUUUGAUGAGCAGCUAAUCCGCGCCGUUGGCGGCGACAAUACCCUGGUGACAUUUCCCACCGAUGCUACCAGCAUCCCAUCAUUCAACCGCGACAUCCCGGUGCUUCCAAAAGCAAUCGCCGUCCCACAGUCCGUCGAUCAAGUGGCCGAGAUUGUGAAGUGUGCUGCCGCCGCUGGAUACAAGGUCCAGCCCAGGAGCGGCGGGCAUAGCUACGCAAACCACGGAUACGGAGGCGCCGACGGGGCAAUCGUCGUUGAUCUAGCAAAGCUCCAGUCCCUCUCCAUCGACACCGUGACCCACAAUGCCCGUAUCGGCGCAGGCGCUCGCCUCGGAGACAUUGCGCGAUUCCUCUACACAAAGGGCAGGGCAAUGGCGCAUGGGACGUGUCCGGACGUCGGGCUCGGAGGACACGCCACGACCGGAGGCAUGGGUCCAGCUUCACGGCAAUGGGGGCUGGCGAUUGACCAGGUGGUGGCGAUGCAAGUUGUGCUGGCAGACGGGCGGGUCGUGCACGCAUCUCACUCCGACAACGAGGAUUUGUUCUUUGCGCUCCGAGGCGCGGGUCCCAGCUUCGGCAUUGUGACCGAGUUUGUGAUGCGCACGCAGCCGGCGCCGACGCAGGCCGUGCAGUACGAGUUCGUCUGCGAGUCCACGAGUCCCGUGGCUCGGGGCGCAGUGUUCAAGGCCUGGCAGCAGCUGGCUGGCGACUCGGCGCUCCCGUUGGAACUACACACCAUGGUCGAUAUCUUUGAGCACAAGGUCGUUGUCUCGGGUACGUACUUCGGGUCUCGCGUCGCCUUCGACGCUCUCCGGCUGCCCGCCCGGUUUCCGGAGAGUCAGGGCGUCUGGAAGAUCAGCGAUGCCUUGGACUGGAUGCAGCUGGUGGAUGGCUGGGCGAACCAUGUCCUUCGCGAGUUCGGCGGCGGCAUGCCGCGAGCGUUUUACGCCAAGUCGCUGAGCUUUGCGCCGCGGACCCUCAUGUCGGCGCACGCUGUCGACGCUCUGUUUCAUUUCCUGGGGACGUGGUCUCGGACGCGUGGGAGGCUCUACCUGUCGUUUCAUGUGGGCGGGGGCGCCAUCACGGAUGUGCCAGCGGGCGAGACGGCAUAUCCGCACCGGGACACUGUGUUCUGGGGCCAGUUUGCAGUGGCUGGAAUGGGGUCUGUGUCUGCGAGUUCGAAAGACUUUGUCAGUUGCAUGGUGAGUAUCAUCACCGCGGCUAUGCCUGACGGCGAGUUUGGUGCAUACGCUGGACAUGUGGACCCUUCUUUGGCCAGUCCGCAGAAGGAGUACUGGGGAUUGAACCUGCCCCAGCUGCGCCAGAUCAAAGCAGCUGUCGACCCCCUAGAUGUCUUUCAUAACCCGCAAAGCGUGCCGGUGCUAGAGGGACCAGGCGCCCGAGUUGUUGCUACCGAAGGAGAUUCUAGCUGUGUGGACAAGGCAUAG
This is a messenger RNA of Aspergillus mulundensis, 1461 nucleotides long. Its product is annotated as FAD-dependent oxidoreductase. The transcript is spliced from 2 exons. The record is from RefSeq and is a predicted model, not a curated record. The coding region runs from base 1 to 1461 and encodes 486 amino acids. Gene Ontology annotation, molecular function: FAD binding; oxidoreductase activity. Lineage: Eukaryota; Fungi; Ascomycota; Eurotiomycetes; Eurotiales; Aspergillaceae.